Messenger RNA from Pseudopodoces humilis (Tibetan ground-tit), 3236 nucleotides. It is a transcript of the gene CCPG1, whose product is annotated as cell cycle progression 1. Lineage: Eukaryota; Metazoa; Chordata; Aves; Passeriformes; Paridae. Gene Ontology annotation, cellular component: membrane. The record is from RefSeq and is a predicted model, not a curated record.
GGGCGGGCCGGGUUGUUUGUGACGGCGUCACCGGCGGCUGCGGCCGCGGCCCCUCGUCCGUGCCGGGCCCCGCGAGGGCCGCGCUCAGCGUGCUUUGAAGAUGUCUGAAAAUUCCAGUGACAGUGAUUCAUCUUGUGGCUGGACUGUCAUCAAUCACGAGGGUUCUGACAUAGAGACAGUGACCUCAGAAAAUGGAAGCACAAAUGAUAACCAUGAGUUUGUUUCAGAAGAAUAUGUUUCUUUGCAAGAAGAGGAGCAAGCAAUUGAUUUGCAAGCUCAGUGCAACAAUGAUGAAGAGAUCCCAGCAGUAGAUAAUACUCUAUCUGGUUUUGAGGAAACUCAGACAGCUCCAGAGGGAAGUAAAGAAAAAGUUCCUGAUGAUGUGUCCUGCAUUGGAGCUAUUAGCGAUGAUUCUGACAUUGUUACACUUGAAGCUCCAAAACCUGAAGAAACGCAGAGUCAGGAGGAAGCUCCAGCUGAUGGUGAAGAAGCUCAAAGUUCAGAGGAUUUUAACAUGGGUUCCUCCUCUAGCAGUCAAUAUGCAUUUUCCCAUGUAGAAACUGUCAGUUGGCUGGAGAAGCUGUGGAAGAUUCCUGCUUGUGUAAGGGGAUGGGGAAAUGAGGUGAAAGAGCAUGUAUCUCGCAGUCUUCCUUUCCAAGUUUUUUCAUCUCAGGCCAGCCCUGAGGAGUCCAGCAGUGAUGAAACCAGCAGCCAGGGCAGCCCCGCAGUGCGCAAGCGGCGCCCGAGGAAGCGCGGGGUGUCGAGCUCAGAGCCCGAGGGGUCGGCACCGGCAGAGCCCGAGGCGGAGCCGCCCCGGGAGGAGCAGCACAAGCGCCAGUUCAGCAGCGGCCUGAACAGAUGCAUCAUCCUGGCGCUGGUGAUUGCCAUCAGCAUGGGCUUCGGACACUUCUAUGGUAAACCUGAAGGUACAGUGCAGAUCCAGAAACAGCAGCAGGUGGUGACAAAGACACGUGAAUUAAAAGAUAUGAAAGAUGACCUUUACCAGUGCCAACAAGAGCAAGGAGAUCAAGUGCACCACAAAGUGGGGUCACUCAAGGGAGACCUUGCCACAUGUUUGACCUUUACUGAGGUGGAGAAGAAAUCCUUUGAUUCUCAAAGAAAAAGUCUUGCUGCAGAAAAUCAGCACUUAAGAGAAUCUCUAGAGAAGGAAGAAAAAGCUUUGGCCUCACUUCAGGAAGAACUAAGGAAGCUAAGACAACAAAUUAGAAACUUAGAAGAUAAAGGUAGUAGCACUGAAUCUAUUGUAAUAGAAAAUCAGAAACUAAGGGAGCAUUUGGAAGAGGAAAAGCAAAGGAACAGCAAUUUUCUCAGGCAAAAGGAAACACUCUUUGCAGAGGCACAGAUGUUAAGGCGAGAACUGGACAAAGAACGUCAUGUUACAGAAGCUCUGAAAAAAGAACUAGAACAGUUAAGUUCUCGUCAAACACCUGACAGUGCUAAUGAUGAUGAUGAGGCAUUAAGAGAAAAUCAAGAAAUAGAAACUCUACGAGGAAGACUGGUAGAACUAGAAAAAAAGCUAAACUUUGAGCAACAACGCUCUGACUUAUGGGAGAAGCUGUAUGUUGAAGCAAAAGACCAAUCUGAAAAACAAGAAAUUAAUGAAAAUGGACAAAAGAAAGGUGCUAAAGGGCAAAGUAAGAGUAGAAAGAAAUCAAAGGAGACAUUUUUUGGUUCAGUUAAAGAAACUUUUGAUGCUAUGAAAAAUUCCACAAAAGAGUUUGUAAGGCACCAUAAAGAAAAGAUUAAGCAGGCUAAAGAAGCAGUGAAAGAAAACUUGAAAAAAUUCUCUGAUUCUGUAAAGUCUACAUUCAGACACUUCAAAGAUACCACAAAAAACAUCUUUGAUGAAAAAGAGAAGUCAUCAAGCGAUAAAAGAUACGAAGCAAACAAGAAAGCUCGAACUUUUUACCGAGACCACAACUCCUACGAGAAUCUGAAGCACAUGCAUUACAGGGGACCUCACAUGCCAAAAGAAUCCAGAAAUGGCAGAAAACAUCAUUUUACAACAUUUGAAAAAGAUUCAGAUUCCCAGAAAUGUCUCAAUGAUCAUUUGUGUAAUAGAAAACAGCAGUUUGCCCUAAAGGGCUGCUCUGGUAUUUUUGAAUGUGCUCAUCAAGAAUUCAUUAGUCUCUUUAACAGAGUUUCAGAUCCCAUCAGGGUGGAUGAAUUUAAUCGGCUAAUGAGAAAGUAUUUGCAACAAGUUGUACAUAACUUUCAUCACUGGAGAGAACUAGAAAAUUUCAUCAAUAAGUUUUUUCAUAAUGGAUUGUUUAUACAUGACCAGAUGCUGUUCACUGAUUUUGUUAAUGAUGUCAAGGAUUACCUGGAAGAUAUGAAGGAAUACCAAAAUAAUAAUGAAAAGGUUUUUGAGGAUUUGGACAAAUACGUCUACAGAUACUACUUCCAUUAUGAUAAUUCACCCCAGUAUGGACCCAGUCGACCUAAAAGACCUUUUACACAAACUGAAAAUUCCAGACAUGAAAAACAAGCUCAGAAGUACCAACACCGUAAUAAAAGAGAAGGUAAAUGGCAUAAACAUGGUCGCACUAAUGGAAGACACAUGGCAAAUCUUGAAAUAGAGUUGGGGCAACUACCCUUUGAUCCAAAAUAUUGAGUAAUUUAUUGUAAAAAUUAAGAUUAAAAUUCACGUACUCUGCAAACUAAUUGUUUUUCAACAAAGCAGCAAGUUGCAAGGUUUUUUCCUGAAUAAUUUGAUUUUUACACAUUUUUGUUAACAGGCAGAAGUCAGUCUUUCUAAUUUGCAUAUUCUGUACCGUUGCUUUAGCUGUUCUUUGGAAGUAAAGAUAAUUUGGGUGCCAGCAGUAUUGUUGCAGAAACUAGGCAUGCCAUGACCUGUGUAUGAAAAAAGGCUUAAUUGCAUUCCAUUAGUGUAGUUAAAGCUUGAGCCAUGCAUAAUGUACCAACUACUAACUCUAAUGUUUGAUAUACUAACUUCAUCUCAUCCUUCAAAAAAAGAGGUCAACAUCGUGGUAAUGUAUUUGUUAGUGUUCUGUAACUUUAUAUUUGCUUCCUGUCUUUGGGGGGGUUCAAGAGCCUGUUGAAUUGUGAAGAAUUUGCUGUGCUGCAUUCUAAUCAGCGUGCUGAUUUAAACACUUGAAAUGUCUUGCAUAUCUGCAUAUUGUAGAAGAAAAAUAAAAGACAUUGUGGGUAAAAGUCUUUAUUUAUAAAAGAAAUUUAGCAUAGCUGUACAGUUC